GAGAGUUCCGGAGUGUGCGGGUCCAGCGCCGUCGCCAUGGAGACGGCCGACGGCCGGCUGUCGGUGUCGAAGACCCUGAGCGCUCUCAACGGUGUCCUGGCAGGAAAGGUCGGGGACGGGGCCCGCGGCGCAGUGUGGUUCAAGGAGAGCAGCAGCCGGAACUUGCGUAGCCGCGACUUCCUGGCCCCCCAGGCUGCCCUGCGGGCGGUGUUCGCGGAUGGACAGGUUCUUGAUGGUAUCGCCGGGAGUGUGUCAUUGCUAAAAUGUUCAGGUGUGCCACCCAUCCAGAGCUGCCAAAAAGGCUCGACGGGAUUGACAGUGCAGCUGGACAGACCUGCUGUCUUUGCGGAGAUCCUGAAAGCCAUCCCUUUAUAUGCCAAACCUCUGCCAAUAACCCCCGGGCACAGCAUUGUGCUCAACUGCGUGCCCCUGCACGGGUGCAAGGGCCUGAACUCGUUCAGCCUGAGUCAUCUGAGAGCCAUCCUGGUCACCGACCACCUGUCCGGCAUCCUCCAAGCUCAAGGGGUGGAUGUACGUCUGGCCCCCUUUUUGGCUGACGAGGAAACCCAGAGGUUCCUGCGCCAGCUGCAGAUUGAGUGGCCCUCGGGUUUGGAAAUGUCCCCCACCUCUGAGGAUGUUCUCGCCAUGAAGGAUGCCCUUCGCCAGUGCCCUCAUGCCACGUUUGCCGAGACGGACCAGGAGGGAGUCGUGUGCAAACUGCACUUGAGAGGGUUCUUGGGGAACCAGCAGCAGCAGCAGGAGAGCCUGGAAGGAUAUGACCCGAACCUGGAUGUAUUCCUCGUGACGGAGGAGAAGCUGCUCCACGUGGCUGAGCUGCAAAGCGUGACCUCUCAGUGCGCGGCGCUUGCUCCAGGGAGCUGCUACGGCGUUGUGCAUGUGGUGAGCCAUGAGGAGGCAUUCCAGCAGCAGAAGGUGGACCUGCUGUGGAGGCUGGUAGCUCCACAAGCCCCUCCUGCCCUCCAGAAACACCUUGUCUGUGGGCCAGUGAAAGUCCCUGCUGCUGCUGCCUCUCCUGUGAGCGUUCUUCAGUACUUCCAGCUGAGGCACUCUCAGAUGUACGAGGCUUCUGUGCUGAAGUACGGAGACCUCUCCCAGGAUGAGGCCUGGACAGAAACCAUUGGUGUCUUGACAUCAGCCGCCAUCCGAUUUGAGAUGCUGAGCACAGCUCAUUGGAACAAGAUUCUCUUGGAUUUGGAGGAGGCCAGCAUCUCCACCAAAGGGACCAAGAGCGGCGCCUUCGUCAUGUACAAUUGUGCUCGUCUGGCCACACUGUUUGAAAUGUACCGGCGGGAAGCGGAGCGAGGUGUGUACCCAGCUUUUCCCCUUCCUUCGGAGCUGGACUACUCCUCCCUCAGAGAAGAGGGUGAAUGGCUCUUGUUGUUCAACAGCAUCCUGCCCUUCCAGGAGGUCUUGAGCCAAGUGAUACAACUCCCCAUCUCCAGCAGUGGGAUCAGGAUCACAGCCAGCACUGAGGCGGUUUGCAAGUUCCUGAUCCAACUGAGCAUGGAUUUCAGCUCAUACUACAACCGGGUGCACAUACUGGGGGAGCCACGUCCCCACUUGUUCAUCCAGAUGUUUUCCCGGUUGCAGCUUAUGAGAGCAGUCAGAGAAGUGUUCCACAGUGCCCUGAUGACCCUCCACCUACCUCCUCUUAACCAGAUCUGA
Molecule: messenger RNA, 1686 nt
Organism: Euleptes europaea (tarantolino)
Lineage: Eukaryota; Metazoa; Chordata; Lepidosauria; Squamata; Sphaerodactylidae
Gene: DALRD3
Product: DALR anticodon binding domain containing 3
Exons: 13
Coding region: 37-1686 (549 amino acids)
Biological process (GO): tRNA C3-cytosine methylation; arginyl-tRNA aminoacylation
Molecular function (GO): ATP binding; arginine-tRNA ligase activity; tRNA binding
Source: RefSeq, a predicted model, not a curated record